AUAUCCAAAUUAAAAAGAAAAAAGAAAAUGAAAACAUUGGUUUUGCCGUCAAAAAUAGAAGAACCUUAUAAUGGUUCACUUUCUUUUCGUUGAAUCGCCUUGCUUUUUGUAAUUGUCACUACAUAGGGCAUUAAGCUUAUAAAACACUCUUAGAAAGAGAAACUCGUGUAAAUAAACACUUUAUAUUUUUCGUUCUUGUUUCAUCCGGUAGUAAUAUUUCUCCGUGAUCAAAUUGUUUCAAACCAAAAGUAAAAAAGAAAAAAGAAAAAUGGCCGCAGCUGCUACACCUCCUCCUGUUGCUGCUGAUGCUUCCUCUUCUUCUUCUCCUUUGACUUUGGCUUCUUCGGCAUGUGAAUCGGAGGAAGUAGCAGUGAACGAAGGACAGAAUCAGGAACAACAAAAGCAAGACGGAAUUAAAGAGUGCUUGCACAAGACUAAGCCAAUCCAGUUCUUAGGUCGUACUACGCCUAUUAUUCUCCAAAACGACAAUGGACCUUGCCCUCUCCUUGCCAUCUGUAAUAUUCUCCUUUUAAGGAACAAUUUGAGCCUGAGUGCUGAUAUAGCUGAAGUUUCACAGGAGAAAUUGCUCUCACUGGUAGCUGAGCGCCUGAUUGAUUCUAACAGUAAUGUCAAUAAUAAAGAUGCAGGGUAUGUAGAAAACCAACAGCAGAAUAUUGCAGAUGCUAUUGAUUUACUUCCGCGCCUUGCUACAGGGAUUGAUGUGAAUAUUAAAUUCAGGAGAAUUGAUGAUUUUGAGUUCACUCCAGAGUGUGCCAUAUUUGAUCUGCUUGAUAUUCCCCUUUAUCAUGGCUGGAUAGUUGAUCCCCAGGACUAUGAAACUGCUAGUGCCAUUGGGUCAAAAUCCUAUAAUGCUAUUAUGGGGGAGCUUGUCGCAUUGGAAACUCGAAAUAUGGAGAUUUCACCCAAAAACAACUCUGAAGAUUGUGUGGAUUUUGCUGCUGCAACAACUGCCACUCUAGGUGUUCCCUCUCCCUGCCUGUCAAAAACGAGAUCUUUUGAUGAUUCUCCUCAUUCUGUUUCUGACCAGCAAAGCUUAAGAAAAGGGGAUCUUGAGGAGGAAGCAGAGCUAAUGAAAGCCUUGAAAUUAUCAGAGGCUGAAUUGCCAACCUCAAAUGGUGAUCCUGGCAGUUUAGAUAUAAGAUCGUGUUCAAACAACCCUGUUUCUGUAGAUUCUGUAGAUAAACAAGAGGGGGACAGAAGUGCCGAACAUCAGAACUUGCACCAGCAUGAACCAUCCUUUUCAGAUAAUUGCAUUUCCUUGAGCAAUAAUAGUGUUGGUAAGACGUGUUUUCAGACCGUGUCAAAAGAAGAGUUGCUAAAGACUGAUGAUAUUAAUCAGGAUCAGUCAUUUUAUGUUAAAUCUGGGGAUAUUACCCUUUCUAAUGAUGUGGUCGAGGAGAAUAAUGUUGAAACAAUGGUUGUUAAGGGGAGUAGUGCUGAUGAAUUGCUCCAGAUUGAAAAUGCAGUUACUAUUUCUCUUGCAAAAAAUACUGCUUCUGCAGAUGGAAAAAAUACUGAAAUUUCACAAGGGGGUGGAAAUAUUGAGAUACAAUCCACAUCUGCAACUGAUGCUCUUGACAUUCCAGAUAAUGUGAAUGGUUGUGACACGACUGAAGAAUCAUCUGUGUCUUUACAGAAUGCUGGUUCAGAUUCAUCUAGUGGCAGAAUACAUCAUUUAGAUGUGCCUGAAGUGUUCACUUCUAGUCUUGAUGGAAGUGAACCUAUAUAUGAAGGUGAAGACUGCAUAUUAGAUUCAAUAACAACAACAUAUCAAGACCGGGAGCCUAUAUAUGAAGGUGAGGUAAUUCUUGCAAAACAAGCUGGCAAAACAGCUGUGGAGGACUCCAAUAUGAGGUCUAAAGAUGAAAUCAAUCUGCAGCAAGGGGAGUUGAUUGGAAACUUCUUGAAGAACAAUGCCAGUCAGUUGACCUUUUAUGGGCUUUUUUGCUUACAAGAUGGUCUUAAAGAACGAGAGCUUUGUGUUUUCUUUCGUAAUAAUCAUUUCAGCACCAUGUUUAAGUAUGACGGUGAACUUUAUCUUUUAGCUACUGACCAAGGCUAUCUAAAUCAGCCUGAUUUGGUGUGGGAGAAACUAAAUGAGGUCAAUGGAGACACACUAUUUAUGACUGGCAACUUCAAAGAAUUCAAGGUGGAUAGUCAUACCAAUGGUGCUUGGGAUCAACAAAAUGCUAUGGCUAGUACGGCUGACUAUAUUGCCAGCAUUGAUAAUGCAGCACAAGGUGGAUUGGAUAUAACCUCAGAUUUACAGCUCGCAAUAGCUUUACAACAACAGGAGUUUGAACAACAGCCACAGCGUCAAAAUGUGCAGCAACCUCCGGUUGUUGGUGGUUCAAGAUUAGUAACAGGUCCCCAGGUGCCAAGAAACAGCGGAAGGAACCCGUCAUCUUCAAUGCCAAGGCAAGAUGCAAAAUCAAAAGAAAAGUGUAUUGUGAUGUGAGGUUGGUUGGUUUUUAAAGCAUCAUUCAGGAAGAGUCUUGGAACUGUAAAUGAUUUGUGUCUUGUGGUUCAAUUGGUAUUUCAACACUACUAAUAAAACCCUUGAUUAACCGCAUACAUACUGUGAUUUUAGUAUGAGGGAAGUAAUUUACUGUAAAAAGGGGGGAAGUACGGGGGGGCAAAAUUAUAUCAUCAGUCCACGGCUGCAUCAUCUAUAGAUGAUUGAUAAAUCAAAUGGAAGUUGGGUGGUCCCAAUUAUAAGGCAGGCAGGUUGAGCAUGGUUAUUGGUAUUUAUGUGAUUGGAAUAGGUGUGUGUGGAAACAGGAGAAGCCAUGGGGAACAAUAAAUUGAGAUGAGGGAUUUGGGACAGGAUGGGGGAGUGAUGGUGAUGUAGCGUAAAACAAUUUGACAGACAGCAUUAGGGAUUUAAGUUUUGAAAGAAAAGAGUGGGAUGGAUGGGAUGAUGAUUAUAUAUAAAUGCAGGUGUAGGGUGGUUUGAUCUCUUUCUCUCUCUGUGCCUCUGGUCAAAACUCGAUUUUCAUCUUCCAACUGGUCAAACAUAAAUUGGCUUGUUGUAGUGUCAGGGUCGACCAUUGGUUUUGGGCCUUAUCUUCUUAAAAUUGACUUAUCACUGGACGCCAUGAGCGACCACAAUAUAUACAUAUCAUAAGAGACUGUUCAAUUUAAA
Messenger RNA from Gossypium arboreum, 3166 nucleotides. RefSeq lists its product as uncharacterized. Gene Ontology annotation, cellular component: cell periphery; cytosol. Gene Ontology annotation, molecular function: cysteine-type carboxypeptidase activity; K48-linked deubiquitinase activity; cysteine-type deubiquitinase activity. The record is from RefSeq and is a predicted model, not a curated record. Gene Ontology annotation, biological process: protein K48-linked deubiquitination. NCBI's taxonomy places the organism in Eukaryota, Viridiplantae, Streptophyta, Magnoliopsida, Malvales, Malvaceae. The transcript has 12 exons. The coding region runs from base 269 to 2479 and encodes 736 amino acids.